Molecule: messenger RNA, 255 nt
Organism: Penicillium brevicompactum
Lineage: Eukaryota; Fungi; Ascomycota; Eurotiomycetes; Eurotiales; Aspergillaceae
Exons: 2
Coding region: 1-255 (84 amino acids)
Molecular function (GO): copper ion binding
Source: RefSeq, a predicted model, not a curated record
AUGCAAGGGACGCCUUGGUCGGAUGGCGCGCCUGGCGCAACCCAGUUGCCCAUCGAGCCUGAUGAGAUUUUCAUCUAUCGUUUCAAAGCCAGUCCCAGUGGUACCAUGCUCAUUCAAGAACGACCCUAUUGGAUGGAUUGUAUGGCGGAAUCUUUAUCCGGUGCGUAUUUUGAAACAAACCGCCCCAUUCCUUCGCUGAAGUUCGUAUGGACCGAAACCCAACACGCCCGCCCCAUGGAGCCUAAUAUCCAAUGA